AGGGCAGGCGGGCAGGCCAGCCAGCAAGGCUCUGGCGGGCUGGGGCGGGAAACGGGCUCCAGGCACGCCGUACCGAGCAGCGCCGGGCUGGGCAAGAGCGGUGCCGUUCGCCGCACGAACGCACCGUGCAGCGCGGUGCCUUUCGCCGCUGGGGUGCCGCGGGGUUGGUAGAACCGCCGCCGUUGCCGCCGCUGCCGCCGCCCCGUCCGAAACCUGGAUUGCAGGAGCCCUUCACCAUGCCCAGCAGAUUGUAGGUGCUUCAUGGAGCAAGCCAACUUCUACGAGGUCGAUUCCCGGCCCCCGAUGAGCAGCGGCCAGCACCACCAGCUCCAGACUCCCCUGCCCGGCAGCGCCUACAGCUACAGAGAGGCUCCCUCGGCGGCGGCACCUGCUGCGGGCGGAGCGGAGCUCGGAGACAUCUGCGAGAACGAGAACUCCAUCGACAUCAGCGCCUACAUCGACCCCGCCGCCUUCAACGACGAGUUCCUUGCCGACCUCUUCCAGCACAGCAAGCAGCAGGAGAAAGCCAAGGCCAUCCUGGCCGGGGAUUUCGACUUCCACAGCAUGCAUGGGGCCGGCGCCGCCUCCUCGGCGCCGGGGCACCAGCAGCAGCACCACCAGCAGCCUCUCUUCGGCUGCGUGGCCGGCUACAUGGACGGCAAGCUCGACCCCCUGUACGAGCGCAUCGCCGCGCCCGGCUUGCGGCCGCUGGUGAUUAAGCAGGAGCCCCGCGAGGAGGAGGAGGUCAAGUCGUCGGCCCUGUCGGCCCUGUACCCCCACCACGCUCCGCAGCAGCACCCGUCCCACCUGCAGUACCAGAUAGCUCACUGCGCUCAGACCACCAUGCACCUCCAGCCCGGGCACCCCACGCCGCCCCCCACGCCCGUGCCGAGCCCGCACCACCCGCACCACCCGCACCCCCCCGGCGGCCUGCCUGCCGCCGGCGCCCUCAAGAUGAUGCCCGCGGACCACCGGAGCAAAUCGAAAAAGACAGUGGACAAGAACAGCAACGAGUACCGGGUGCGCCGGGAGCGCAACAACAUCGCGGUGCGCAAGAGCCGCGACAAGGCCAAGCAGCGCAACGUGGAGACGCAGCAGAAGGUGCUGGAGCUCACCACCGACAACGAGCGGCUGCGCAAGCGGGUGGAGCAGCUCACCCGGGAGCUGGAGACUCUGCGGGGCAUCUUCAGGCAGCUGCCCGAGAGCUCGUUGGUGAAGGCCAUGGGCAGCUGCGCCUAGCGCCGGGACCCUCGCUGCCCUCAGUCACCUAUAGAUACUAUACAUAGCAGAGCGCAGCGAUCUCAGAUUAUUUUCUUGGGGGGAGGGGGGGGGAGGGCUGAUUUUGUUUUGGGUUUGUUUUGUUCGGUGUUUGGGUUUCUUUUUUUUUAACAAUUAACAGCUAAUACGAGAAGCCAGGCAGCUGUAGUAUUAAAAGGUUUGUGCCUUAAGGAUGACACAUGAAUAAGCUGAAAACAUGGUGGGUUUUCUAAGGAGAAUGAGGAGGGGAAGGAAAGAAUUAAGAAGCCCACGUGUCUACAGGGUAAAUCAUAAUAGUAGUAAUAAAGCACGCAUAGGAAUCCAGAUGUGCCUUAAAAGCUAGCUGCAGGAGCUUUGGGGCUUUCUAUUCCCCCCGGCCUGGUGGCGUGCGAUUUAAAAGGGUGAGGGACAUGCAGGCUUGAGGAACAGGGCACCUGGGGAUGCUUGUGGGGUGCCCUGAGCUAGCCUGCAGUGCAGCAGGCAGGGGUGGCUGUGGGGAGGCCAGCGAGAAGAGGGCUGAGAGACCUUCAGCGCUGGAUGCCCGUUUGGAGCACUGAGGUGUGGGGCAGCUGCAGGAGCACUGUCAGGACUGCCCCAGCCUGGCCGGGCUGCUUCAACUGAGCCCUGUCCCCUGCCUUGGCUGGGAGUGGGACAGGGGCCACCACCGCUGCAGGACUGAUGGAUGGCCUGGGACUGAUGCAGCAGCAGCCUGCUGGGCUCCUGCCAUCGAAAGGAAGAGCAGGAGUGUCUUGUACUGUAUGUCACGACGUGGCGAAGCACAAAGAAUAAAUACCUAUUGAUGCGGGUAUUUACUAUGGACUUUUAAGUGUAUUUUGCUUUAUUCCAUGACAUUUAGCUCCUUUCUGAGUCUCUGUCUGUCCAAGCUGUGCCUCAUGUAAUGUGAAAGCCUUUCUGUGUAUACUAGCUACACUUUAUUUUUAUUGCAUUACUUAGAUCUUUGCCAUCACACGACUUUCUUAUCUGGUGACAGAGACUAUGCCCUUGUGCUGCAAUGUUAUUUUAUUAUUUGUGUGGGAGGGUGAGUGUGAGUGUGUGUCGCCUUCCUGGGCUGGCGGCUGCCUCCUGGCCCCAAGGCAGGGUGCCUAGGGGGAUGCAGGCCGUGAGGCUACAAUGGGGCCAGGAGGCUUGUCGCUGGUGCUGCAGCACCUUUGGACUCUGGAGUUUCUCCCAGUGAGAGAAAGACAAACAAACCAACAGGCCCCUUUCGAGGGAGCGCUGGCAGCAAUGCAGAAUGAUUCUUCCUGUCAUUGCUGCACAGGAGUUUGUCCGGUUGAAAUAGUUGUGAUGGGAGAAGAGACCACGAUGGGGAUGUGAAGCUGUUCCUAAGUGUGACAGCAGAAGCGCAGUGCUGGGGGGGUGUGUGUGGUGUGUGUAUGGGUAUGUAUGUAUAUGCACACACAUUGGUGUUUUGUUGGUUUUUUUUAAUUUGGGGGGGGGGGGGGGGAGCUGCAUAUAAAGUGUGUCAGAAGUCCUGGUUAUGUUCAUAAAUAAACAACAUAUAUUCUACCAUAA
Pezoporus occidentalis (night parrot) is the source of this 2790-nucleotide messenger RNA. RefSeq names its product CCAAT enhancer binding protein alpha (gene CEBPA). The transcript has a single exon. The record is from RefSeq and is a predicted model, not a curated record. Lineage: Eukaryota; Metazoa; Chordata; Aves; Psittaciformes; Psittacidae. Gene Ontology annotation, molecular function: DNA-binding transcription factor activity, RNA polymerase II-specific; RNA polymerase II cis-regulatory region sequence-specific DNA binding. Bases 262 to 1239 code for a protein of 325 amino acids. Gene Ontology annotation, biological process: DNA-templated transcription; regulation of transcription by RNA polymerase II.